AUGUCAAGGAUACCUGAGAUUGCAGGAGUGAGUCCUAUACAUAAUGGCCAAGUCUGCAGUAUGUGGGGUAACUACCACUUCAAGACCUUUGACGGAGACAUCUUUCAGCUCCCCUCCACCUGCAACUAUGUUGUGACCUCACUGUGCUAUAGCAUUUAUGAGGAUUUCAACAUCCAGAUGAGGCGGCAGGUGGUGAACAACCAGCCCACCAUUAGCAAGAUCACCAUGAAGCUGGAUGGUGUAGUGGUGGAGCUAUCCAAGGGUUCAGUUGUUGUUAAUGGGAAUAAUGCCACCUUACCAUUCAGCCAGUCUGGUAUUCUCAUUGAAGAGACUCCCUCCUACAUCAAGAUCAAAGCAAAACUGGGAUUGGUAGCCAUAUGGAACCAGGAUGAUUCCUUCUUGGUGGAGAUGGACAUCAAAUUCAGAAAUAAGACCUGUGGUCUAUGUGGAGAUUUUAAUGGAAUUCAGCAAUUUGAUGAGUUCUAUAGCCAUGGUAUGAAAUUGUCCCCUGUCGACUUCGGAAACUUCUGGAAAUUGGAUGGUCCCACUGAAAGCUGUACUGAAAACACACUGCCUUCAAAUCAGAAUUGCCCCAAUCUGAAACCAGUUUGUGAGCAGUUGCUCUCCGGUCCUGCCUUCAGCAGCUGUAAGGACUUGUUGGCCAUUGACUCAUUUGUUGAGGCCUGUGUAUCUGACCUGUGCCACUGUGAUAACAGCACCAAGUCCUUCUGCCUAUGCAACACUAUCUCAGAGUACUCCCGCCAGUGUGUUCAUGCAGGCGGGAAGCCCAAGCAAUGGAGGACUGAACAGUUCUGCUAUAAGACCUGCCCCUUCAACAUGGAGUACCAGGAGUGUGGAAACCCCUGUGUUGACACCUGCUCCAACCCCGAGAGAGGCCAGCUGUGUGAGGAACACUGCUCAGAUGGCUGCUUUUGUCCUCCAGGAACCGUUUUUGAUGACGUCAACAAGAAUGGUUGUAUCGCCUUGAGUCAAUGCUACUGCCGCCACAAUGGAAAAACCUACGCACCCGGAGAGUCUUAUUCAAGCACUUGUAAAGAUUGCUCCUGUGCUGGUGGUCAGUGGAAGUGUGUGGACAAGGACUGUCCUGGCACCUGUGCUGUGGAGGGAGGAUCCCACAUAAACACCUAUGAUGGAAAAGCCUACACCUUCCAUGGGGACUGCUCUUAUGUUUUGACCAAGGACUGUGAUGGGAUGCAAUUCACUGUACUGGGUGAUCUGGUGCAGUGUGGGCUUUCUGACAGUGAGACUUGUCUAAAGGCUGUUACCCUGUCCCUCUCAGAAGGAGCCACUGUGAUCAACAUACAACCCAAUGGAAAAGCCUUUGUAAAUGGAAUCUAUUCUCAGCUGCCUUUUUCUGCUGCUGGAGUAACUAUUUUCAGAGCCUCCUCAUUUUUCAUCAUUGUCCAGACCACCUUUGGCCUCCAGUUGGAAAUCCAACUCUCACCAAUCAUGCAGGUCUAUAUUGCUGCAAGCACCGUUUGGCAGCAGAGAACUUGUGGUCUUUGUGGAAACUUCAACAACAACCAAGGAGAUGAUUUCAAGGUCCUGAGUGGAGUGACUGAGGGCACAGCCAUUGGUUUUGCAAACACCUGGAAAACACGAGCCAGCUGCCCAGACAUCAAGAGUAGCUUGGAAAGCCCCUGCAGUUUAAGUCUUGACAAUGAGAAGUAUGCCCAGCACUGGUGCUCUCAGCUGGCUGAUCCUAAAGGGUUGUUUGCUCCAUGCCACACAGCGAUAAGCCCAGACAUGUACAAAGAAAAUUGCAUGUAUGACAGCUGUAACUGUGAGAAGAGUGAGGACUGCAUGUGUGCUGCCGUCUCCUCUUAUGUCCACGCUUGUGCUGCCGAGGGAAUCCAGCUCAGCGGCUGGAGAGACACUAUCUGCAACAAAUACUCCACCUCGUGCCCUAGCACCAUGGUCUACAGCUACAGCAUAAAAAGCAGUGAUCGCUCCUGCCGUUGCUACAGCGACUCUGACUUUACCUGUUCAAUCACCUUCGAGUCUGUGGAUGGGUGUGUCUGUUCUGAGGGAACCUACCUGGAUGAUGAGGGCAAGUGUGUUGCACCAGCCAGCUGCCCUUGUUAUUACAAGGGCUCAGUGGUGUCCCCUGGAGAGGUCAUCAGCAAGGAUGGAACCAUGUGCACCUGCAAGGAGGGAAAACUCCGUUGCAUUGGAGAUUCACCCGAUCAGUCCACAGCAUGUGUUGCACCAAUGGUUUUCUUCAACUGCUCCAGUGCAAGCCCAGGAGUGAGAGGGUUAGAGUGUCAGAAGAGCUGCAACAUUCUGGAUAUGGCCUGUAUCAGCACAGAGUGCAUAUCAGGCUGUAUGUGUCCCUCUGGACUGGUAUCCGAUGGAAAAGGAGGCUGCAUCAAGCCAGACCUUUGUCCUUGUUCUCACAAUGGAGCUACUUACCAACCAGGAGACAGCAUCAAGGUCGACUGCAAUACCUGCACUUGUAAAGACAGAAAAUGGCAGUGCACAACUAACCUGUGCCAUGGAACCUGUGCCAUUUAUGGAGAUGGACACUACAUUACUUUUGAUGGGAAACGAUUCACUUUCGAAGGAGACUGUGAAUACACUCUUACAAAGGACUACUGUGAGAACAACAAUGCCAACGGCAGCUUCAGAGUCAUCACUGAGAACAUCCCUUGUGGAACAACAGGCACCACCUGCUCCAAGGCCAUUAAGCUCUUCCUGGGGAACAAUGAAUUAAUUCUGACAGAAGGGAACUACCAAGUCGUUGAGAGAAAUACAGGGGAGGCGGUUCCUUACCAGAUUCGCACAAUGGGUAUCUACCUUGUGAUUGAAGCCAAUAAUGGUUUGAUUCUCAUGUGGGACAGGAAAACAAGCAUGUUCAUCAAACUUAACCCACAGUUCAAGGGACAUGUCUGUGGUCUGUGUGGAAACUAUGAUGGCAACGCGAACAAUGACUUCACUACCAGGAGCCAGGCAGUGGUUGUCAAUCCUCUAGACUUUGGAAACAGCUGGAAAGUCUCUGCAAGCUGCCCCGAUGCAAAGAGCAAAAGGAGCCCCUGUACUGCCAACCCUUACAGGCAGUCUUGGUCACAGAAGCAGUGCAGCAUCAUACAGAGCAACGUUUUCACAGACUGCCAUUCUAAAGUGGACCCCUCUCCUUUCUACGAUGCUUGUGUGACAGACUCAUGUGCUUGUGACAGUGGUGGAGACUGUGAGUGCUUCUGUACCGCUGUGGCAGCUUAUGCAGAGGCCUGUAAUGAGGCUGGAGCCUGCAUAGUCUGGAGAAGCCCACAAAUCUGCCCACUGUUCUGUGAUUACUACAACCCCACUGGAGAAUGUGAGUGGCACUACAAGGCAUGUGGAGCUCAGUGUAUGAAGACCUGCAGGAAUCCCUCCGGGAGCUGCUCAACUCAGAUACCACCUCUUGAAGGUUGCUAUCCAAAAUGUCCUCCUGCUCAACCCUUCUUUGAUGAAGAUAUAAUGAAGUGUGUGGAGAAGGAGCAGUGUGGCUGCUAUGGCAGAGAUGGAAAACACUACAAUAAUGGAGAAAAAGUACCGACCACAGAAAACUGCCAGACAUGCUAUUGUAAUUCUGUGACAGUGGACUGCAAAUACGAUGUACAAGCUUGCACUUGCACCUACAAUGGGAACAAAUACCCCAAUGGGCAUAUCAUCUAUCACACCACGAAUGGGCACAGCAGUUGUAUCACAGCCAUCUCCUACAACCAUUUCACCAACAACUACAAGACCACCUGUUACGACGACAACAACAACUACAACAGCAACCACUUCCACUUCAUCAACAACCACGUUGACUACAAAAACCCCGAACUGCACAGUUUUUCCUCCCAUCACUACUCCUACACCCACUACUACAACCUCAACAUCGACAGCUCCACCUACAACAAAAACAACAACUCAGACCCACAGCCCUAG
This is a messenger RNA of Salvelinus namaycush (lake trout), 3933 nucleotides long. Its product is annotated as mucin-5B-like. Bases 1 to 3933 code for a protein of 1310 amino acids. NCBI's taxonomy places the organism in Eukaryota, Metazoa, Chordata, Actinopteri, Salmoniformes, Salmonidae. The transcript is spliced from 30 exons. Gene Ontology annotation, cellular component: extracellular matrix. Gene Ontology annotation, molecular function: protein binding. The record is from RefSeq and is a predicted model, not a curated record.